Molecule: messenger RNA, 213 nt
Organism: Staurois parvus
Lineage: Eukaryota; Metazoa; Chordata; Amphibia; Anura; Ranidae
Source: the annotation of a GenBank genome assembly
UUCUUUCAGGUUGUCGGCUUCAUCUAUGGCUUUGUGAUUGAACAGUUUGGCUGGACAGUAUACAUAGUGAUUGCUGGCUUUGCUGUGUCUUGCUUGUUAACACUUCCUCCUUGGCCAAUGUAUCGUCGCCAUCCACUAAAAUGGCUUCCCGUCCAGGACAGUGCUACAGAUGACAAGAAACAGCAAGACAAAAAAUCCAAAAAGCACAAGUAA